Formica exsecta is the source of this 1675-nucleotide messenger RNA. RefSeq names its product glycine, alanine and asparagine-rich protein-like (gene Fibroin1). The record is from RefSeq and is a predicted model, not a curated record. Lineage: Eukaryota; Metazoa; Arthropoda; Insecta; Hymenoptera; Formicidae. The coding region runs from base 147 to 1349 and encodes 400 amino acids. The transcript has a single exon.
ACAUCCUGAAAAAAUAUUUUUGAGUUCGGUCGAUUUGGAGAUUUUUUCGCGUGGCAGUGUCGGUAUUAUGACAACUGUUCGCGAGCGGUAUAUAAUCGUGGACGCGGCAGUAUCGGGCAUCAAUCCGCGAAGAAAUCUCGUCGAAGAUGAAGAUCCCAGCGAUAAUCGCAACGACCCUCCUCCUCUGGGGUUUCGCCGACGCCAGCGGGCGGCUUCUCCUCGGCAGUUCGGCCGCGGACGCGUCCGCAUCCGCUUCCGCCUCGGCCGACGCAUCGUCGGGUGGCUGGAGCUCCGGUGCCGGUUCCAAAUCGGCCGCGUCUGCGUCCGCGUCCGCCAGGGCCAGUAGCAGCAACAUCCUCAGCCGCGUGGGAGCUUCGAGCGCGGCUUCGACGUUGGUGGCGUCCGCCGCGGUGGAGACCAGGGCAGCUCUGCGUGCCGGCAAGGCGACCGCCGAGGGACAGCAGGAGGCAUUAGAACUGCUCACCGAGUCCGCCGCGAAGAACGCCAAGGCGCGUGCCCUGGCCGACGACGCUGCCGUGCUGGUCCAGGGCGCCGCCGAAGCGCAGUCGGUCGCCACCGCGAAGACGGUCGCGGUCGAGCAAGCGGCCGCCUCCCUAGGUGCAGCAGCGAUCGAAGCGGAGGCCGCUGCCGCCACAUCCAAGAUAUCGGCCGGCCAGGCACUCCAGGCCGCCCAGACCGCCGACGCCGCUCUCAGAACCUCCGCCGGUAGCGCCCUGACGGCUCUCAGAUUGGCGCGCAUCCAGGGAGCGGCUUCCGAGGCUGCCGCCGUGCAGGCACGAAAGGCGUCAGCCUUAAAUCAGGAGGCCAACGCUGCCGCUCAACGAGCCAUGGCAGCUGAAAGCGCGGCUGCCGCAGCAGCGGCCACUGCUGCUGCCAAACAAUCCGAAGCAAGGGACGCCAACGCCGUGGCCAAGGCAGCGAUAGCCGCGCUUAUCACCGCCCAGAGGAACUUCGUACAGGCCAAGAACAGGGCGGCCGAAGCCAGCGUGGUGGCUGAAGAGGACACGCAGUCUAGAACGGCCGACGCCAAGGUGAACGCCAUCGCUCAAGCGGCCUCCAAGGCCAGCAUCCGCAAGCAGGAGCUCAUUGAGAUCGGCGCGGGAUACGGCAAGGCCAGCGGGGAGGUGAUCGUGACCGGUACACACUCCAGCGGAGGCAAGGGUGCCAUCGUUACCGCCGACGCUCAGAGCAGCGCAUCCGCCAUCGGCGUUAACAAGGGACAUCGUCUCAGAUGGGGACACAACUGGGGUCUCGGACACGGCAGCUCGCGAGCGUCAGCGGCCGCCGAUGCGGAAAGCUCCGCCGACGCCGGCGCUCUCUAUUUGUAACGCAAACAGCGAGCGAAAUGACGCGACGCGCUUUCCUCAGUCAUUCUUAUCUAGCGGAGGAUAAUACGAGUCUUGAUCUACUACGAAUUGUCCUAGAUUAAAACACGAUUAUACAUCGGCAGGAAUUGAAAAAAAAAUUAACAAAAAAAAGCAGCGAUUUAAAAUCCGAGAAUGUAAUAAUAAAGAUACAUUGUUAUAGCAGAGAGAUUCGAGAACUCUUUCUUUCAUUAAGCCCCACGCUUAUUGUCCCAACACACCUAUAUGUCAAAGCGAAAACUGAAAUCAGAAUAAUAUCGGAUAGAAUAAAUACAUAUUUCAAUGUUGUA